CUCAACAUGAUUGAAAUAGAUUUUCAAUAUUGGCAGGCAUUAUACAUUAUACAAGUUUGUUAUGGGUGAAUUAUGUACGCUAAUGUUCCGCUUCCUUCCACAUAAAAAUACCUGUUUUAAAUGAUCAAGUUUGUAGUUAUAAUUAACCAGCUGUGUUUGAAAAGUUAUUUGUACUUGAUGAAGUAUCCCUCAAUAUUAAAUUAAUCACAAAAAUAUGACUAUACUACAGGGAAAGCUGUGGUAUAUUCAUUUUUUUUUUUAUAAAUGUGGGCGGGCGUUUUUACCCCGAGGCCCGGGUAAAAACGCCCGCCAAACUUCAUCCCAAAAAGGGGGGAAAAUUUCCCCUUAUCAAUAUAAUGACCAUGAUUUUAUAUUUGCACCUGAUAGAGGAGACAUGUAGUGCAUAAAACCACAUGUUUAUUUCCUAGUGUCUCCAAGUAGUACUGAGAUAUUUAACAAAAACCUAAAAAUCGGGCGUUUUUACCCCAGUUUACCCUACUAUGUACAGAACUAGUGACCUUUGAUACCAUUGACAAACUUUACUGUAAGUUUUCAGGCUCUUGGUGAGGGAUUAUGCAAACCCAUGGGCUGGUGCCCUUACUACAUGUAUUGUUGAAAUCCAGGACGAAAUUAUUGUAUUUCUUCUGCAUUCCUUGGGUGUAGUGUAUUUGACGUCGGCUGCUUGUGGCAUCAUCACCAUGUCAGAUCAACUCAAAGUCAUACUGUGGUGUUGUCCACGUUCACUGUCCACAGCUUUCCUCAAGUGCAUGAGUGCUGUUCCUGAUUCACAAAUGAUUUUUGAGUUGUAUAGCACUGCAAUGCUCUUUGGUCCGGACAGACUGGCAAAAACGGACAUAGCACCACUUGAACGGAAUAUUCCAGAGAACAUUCUUGAUGAACGUCGGAAAGACCCAGGGUGUGGUUAUCCAGUUUCUAUCUGCAGCAAUGCAUGGGUAAAGCAUCAUCUCAAGACAGGAUACCCGGACAAGAAGUUUGUCUUUGCUAAGGAGAUGGUAUCAUCACUAAUGGGCAAGUUUCAGUUUCUUCCAGAGAGUGGAUACCGCCACGCUUUCCUCCUUCGUAACCCAGCUAAACUUUUUCCAUCCUGGAAGAAGCUCAUUUUUGAAAUCUUUAGGAUGAACAACAUCCCUGUUACCAUGGAGCAAUUGGAGAUUGACAAGUUAUCAGCAGAGAUCAUGCCACCAGGGAAGGCUUUCAAGGAGAUGUACGAUUUGUACUCUUACAUCAAAGAGAAAGAUCUGGAUCCAGACCCUGUCAUCAUAGAUGCUGACGACCUUCUUAGUGACCCAGCUACCAUACUAUCUGGGUUUUGUCAGAAGUUGGGCAUUCCUUACACUGACUCACUGUUAACUUGGGAUGAGGGAGUGGAUGUUCUUGAGAAGUGGGUUGUGAGUGAACCAAUCAAACACAUUAUCCUGAAUGGAGAUGGGUUUAAGAAUUUCCGUAGCAGCACAGGAUUUGCAAAGCCAAGCAGCAAGGAUCAGGCCCCUGAGUCACCUGCUAAGUCACCUGACCCAUCACCUGAUAUUCAGCGUCUGAUUGAUUUCACAAUGCCAUACUACACAAAGAUGUAUGAACAGCUGCUCGAGUAACUACAACGUACAAAUGUAGUUAUAAUAUACUUGUUUUAUAGAAAGAGAUUAGAUUUAUUCAUACUGUACCGUAAAGCUUCAUCAGUUGGAAAAUGCCUGGAAUUUUUAUCUUUACAUGUACUUUCGGUGUUAUUCAUGUUAUUCAUGACAAUGGACGUUGGUGUCAGUGACACAAGAGAGAGAGAUAGGGAAGAGUGGAGGGUGGCAACCAAGUCCCGAGAUGGCCCUCGCAUCACAUGGCAUGACAUACAUGUACAUGUACCGGUACAUGUAUGUAUACAGGUUUACGUGUCUUAUUGUACUUCAUUAUCUUAUUUGAGUGUUAGUCCUUUUUAGAGUUAAUCCUUUUUUCUGUUAAACUUUUACCACUAAUCAUUCUUAACUUUUGUAAUGUUAUUGUAUACAUUUAUUAAUGGGCUAAUCAUUCAAUUUUAAUUUGUUUCGAUCUUUUUUGAUGUCAUAGGCUUAUGCUUGUAUUAUUAUUGUAACAAUUUUGGUGUUUUUUUAAAAGGUUUUGGAAGGUUUUUAGUUAAUUCUUAUUGAUUGUUAAGCAUCUUUAGCAUCAAUUUGACGGAUUUUGCACUAUAGGCUAUAGGAUUAGUAUUUAAUACUAUCGCAAAUUAUACCAAUUAGGAUACACUUUAAAGCAUGGGAAGUUAAUACCUUUGGGGGACAUGUGGAAGUAAGGAGACAUUUCAAUGUCCCUAAUGCCUCAGCUCCUCGUCGCAAAAAGGCUAGAUCGAUUGCUCACAGUCCAAUUGGUAAAAAUACUGAAAAUUCUUGAAAUUCAGGAAAUUUGGGUUAGGGGUCACGAAAGUCGGAUUAUUAUCUAUGGGAAUGUCUCCCUAAUGGUACAGUACCGGUAUAUACCGGUAUUUCAGUUAUAUUACACAUAUAUACAUGUAAACAUGUAAUACAUGUAAUUAUUAUUAUUAUUAUUGUUACUUGUAUGAUGUGUCAUUGAAAUUGAGGUCGACUUUUGAAGUUUGAAUGCUUCCUAGAAUGGGGAUUUUACUUCAGCUUUAAGGGGGAAAAAAAUUCCCCCAAAACACAUUUAAUAACUAAAAGGGAUUAUAAUUUAAUUCAACACUGAUUGUAUGUACUCAGCAGAUCAGUGGAACAGUGGGCAAGUUUAAUUUGCAAAAUAAUGCAACUAAAAAAUGAAUGAAAUUAAUGUUAUUAUUUUGUCAGGAAGUGUAUGGUAUUAUAUUUUAUCUGAUGUUAAUUGAAUAACAGACAAUGGAAAUGUAAUAACUGAUCUCUUACAUGUACAUGUCAAUAAAAUAAUGCAUGAAAUUUAAGCUCUGCUUUUCUUUUCAAACAUAACUAAAAUUACGAUUGGACACUAAUGUAAGAGAUCUUCCAACUGAAAAGCAACAACUCAGAUUAAAGGUUUUGUCAGAAAUUGAAAAGCAUUGUAAGUAAGGGUAGAACAUAGCAGACUAAUUGCCCACAUUGCUGUGAUAACUGACCAGGGCUGAGAUUUGGGGGAUUAUUACCCAAAAAAAUGGGGAGGGGGCCGGAUGAUUUUUGUUUGAACCCAGAUUAUUCCUGUGUCCAUCUACAGUAACUUUGUGUAUUUUCGGAAAGACUCCAAACAAAUUACCCAUUGCAAUUCCUUUACUUUUAAACCAAUUACAGAAAAAAACAACCCCAUCCCAUCAAAUUCCAACACCAGGCA
Patiria miniata (bat star) is the source of this 3294-nucleotide messenger RNA. RefSeq names its product branched-chain-amino-acid aminotransferase-like protein 2. Bases 699 to 1613 code for a protein of 304 amino acids. The transcript is spliced from 2 exons. The record is from RefSeq and is a predicted model, not a curated record. NCBI's taxonomy places the organism in Eukaryota, Metazoa, Echinodermata, Asteroidea, Valvatida, Asterinidae.